AUGCUGGAUGAUUUGGGGAACCCCCAUUUUUGGAAACCUCCAUAUAUAAAUACAAGAGGUAUUAACACAUCGCAGUGCGGGCUUGAGCCUGGAACAUUGGCCAGGAUUGGUUCGAGUCAACGCCAGAGACUAAAUGAAGAAAGGCCAGGCCAGUCGCAGCAAGUGCAGAUUUGUUUGGCCAAUGCUGCGGAGAUUUCUUCCAGGAUCGGCUCUAGUCAACGUCAGAGAUUGAAAGAAGAAAGGCCUUAUCCCAGAUUCUUGCCACCAUUGCAGCGCUUGAUCACACGCCAUCCUCGCUUAUUUGUGGAUGCUCUCAAGGAGCCCCACGAAGUACUUGUGGGCGAGCGGCCCGAAUGGGCACCCGCCCAGAGCGAUCUACCGGAUGUGCUGAUGCAACAUUGUACAGAUCUCUUGCUGAAGGAACGCGAGCAAAAGGAGGCCUACGUGCCAUUUCAUCGUGUCCUUCUGAAAUUAGCAGCUGAGGGGCAGAUCCGAUGA
This is a messenger RNA of Cladocopium goreaui, 498 nucleotides long. The record is from the annotation of a GenBank genome assembly. NCBI's taxonomy places the organism in Eukaryota, Dinophyceae, Suessiales, Symbiodiniaceae.